AUGGGCCGGCCGGCGACUGGACUGACAAGCAACGUUAUCUGCCUAGGCUGCCAUUUCUCCAACGUAACAAGAAGAACGCCAGAAUCUCUGCGAAUUCGAACCCAGUUCAUUGGAAAUCACGAAACUCACGCCUUCCCAUAUAUCAAAGAUCUCUUCCUCCUCACCAUGAACCGUCUAUUCGGCGCCAAACCCGCCGGGCCAAAACCGACACUUAACGGCGCCAUCACCAACAUCGACGCGCGCAUCGCCUCGGUCGACACAAAACUCAAAGCCAUCAACGGCGAGCUCUCCGCCUACCAGGAGAAACUGUCCCGCAUGCGCGACGGCCCCGGCAAGCAAGCCAUCAAGCAAAAGGCGCUCAAGGUGCUGCAGAAGCGCAAGGCGUACGAGGCGGAAAAGGACAAGCUUGAGGGCCAGGUGUGGAACAUGGAGCAGGCGCAGAGCAUGCAGGACAAUCUAAAAAACGUCAUGACGCAGGUCGACGCCAUGAAGACGACCAACAAGGAGCUGCGCAGGCAGUACGGCAAGAUUGACGUGGACAAGAUUGAGCGCAUGCAGGACGACAUGGCGGACCUACUCGACAUGGGCAACGAGAUCCAGGACAGCCUAGCCCGCAGCUACGAUAUACCUGACGAGGUUGACGAGUCCGAGCUAGACGCCGAGCUCGAGGCCCUCGGCAUGGAGCAAGAGCUCGAACAGGAAAUGGCGGGCGGCGUGCCGGGCUUCCUGCAGGACGAGGUCGUGCCCGAGUUUGUGGACGAGCCGCCACAGACAGAAGACAAGGUGAAGCAGGUCGCUGGUUGA
Beauveria bassiana ARSEF 2860 is the source of this 804-nucleotide messenger RNA. Its product is annotated as Snf7 family protein. The coding region runs from base 1 to 804 and encodes 267 amino acids. Lineage: Eukaryota; Fungi; Ascomycota; Sordariomycetes; Hypocreales; Cordycipitaceae. The transcript has a single exon. Gene Ontology annotation, cellular component: multivesicular body. Gene Ontology annotation, biological process: vesicle budding from membrane; late endosome to vacuole transport via multivesicular body sorting pathway. The record is from RefSeq and is a predicted model, not a curated record.